Messenger RNA from Poecilia latipinna (sailfin molly), 801 nucleotides. Its product is annotated as serine protease hepsin-like. The record is from RefSeq and is a predicted model, not a curated record. The coding region runs from base 1 to 651 and encodes 216 amino acids. The transcript is spliced from 2 exons. Gene Ontology annotation, molecular function: serine-type endopeptidase activity. NCBI's taxonomy places the organism in Eukaryota, Metazoa, Chordata, Actinopteri, Cyprinodontiformes, Poeciliidae. Gene Ontology annotation, biological process: proteolysis.
AUGAUUCGUAAGCCAGCAGAGAGGUUGUCUCUGUGGAUACGCAGCAGGUGGCGCUGCACCGUCCUGACCUUUGACCUCCAUCCAUGGCGCAGGCACGCUGCGGCGGACCGAUGGGACGCCUGGUUGGGGCUGCACGCGCAGGGCCAGAGCAACCAGUGGACGGAGCAGCGGAAGGUGAAGCGGAUCGUGGUCCACCCGGACUACGACCGGGUCAGCCUGGACGGCGACAUCGCCCUGAUGGAGCUGGAACCGGACCUGAUUCUGAACCAGAACAUCUGGCCCGUCUGCCUGCCGUCUGCCGCACACCACUUCCCGGCCGGCCAGGAGGCCUGGAUCACCGGCUGGGGCGCCACGGUGGAGGGAGGUGAGGCGCUUCUGCUCCGGACCGGUUCUACUGGUUUAUUCUGUGAAGGGUCAAAGUUCACGGAGACGCAAAACAACGCUGCUGUUCUCUACGUUCCCCAGGCUACCCGACACUUACCAACUAAAACAUCUGAAUCAGGUUUUCCUGUCAGUUCUUCUCUUCAGGUCAUCAGAAUUUUAAAUCUCUUCUCACUGAAAGUGAGCAAACUAUUUACAGUCUGCAGCUCUAAAACCCUCAGUAUUAUUCAACCGUCUGAUCUCCAUGGCGAAAUAAAAUCCUGUCAAUAAUUCUUACAUUUUCCAGAUUCCAUCAUGUAAAUGUAUUCAUUACAUCGACCCAGUCUUCCCUUUUAGGAGCUUCCCAGGGCGCAGGAACAAGUUUACCAUCGGGGGAAACGUAUCGGAAACCUGACAGAUCCGUAAAUAGCCUGAGCAAAA